AUGUCUUCGCCAAAUAAAUCAACUGGAAUGUACCACAGCGUUAAAGGAAACGUCGUUGAAUCUGUUGGGACAGUGACUGGGAGUGAGGAAUGGAAGAAGAGUGGACAGAAAGAGCACGUCGAUGGUGAAGCUGAGCAGAAGGCAGCUCAAAUCAAAGACACAGCAACUGGUAUGUAUGACCAGGCUGCUGGUAGAGUUCAGGGCGUAAAGGCGGCUAUCACAGGCGAUAAGCCUGGUCAAGUCAGUGCAGCCGCUCAAGAGGAAUCAGGCAAAGCAGCGCAGAAGAAUGCUUAA
Molecule: messenger RNA, 294 nt
Organism: Wallemia ichthyophaga EXF-994
Lineage: Eukaryota; Fungi; Basidiomycota; Wallemiomycetes; Wallemiales; Wallemiaceae
Exons: 4
Coding region: 1-294 (97 amino acids)
Source: RefSeq, a predicted model, not a curated record